AAUGAGUAAAUAAGCACACUCUUAGUACUCUUAGUGAAGAUCUAGAUCUAGAUGUUGUAAUUAACUAGUAGUCUUACAAGAUUUACUAGAUAUAGAUUUAGAGAUCUGAUACUCAUAGAUAAGUUAGAUAUCUAUAAAAUCUUAAAAUGUCAGUAGAAUUAGUGGCAAGAUCUCUGCGUUUAGAUUUAGAAGAUGUUGAGAAAGGUCAAUCUAAAAAAUCUAGUGUCAAAGAAAGUCAAGUAUAUACUGCUCGUCAAGGAAUCAACAGAAAAAAACGCAAGCUGGAGAGGAAAAAGGAAAAAGAAAUAUUGGAAAAACGCAAAGGAAAAAAGUUAAUGUCAGCUAUUGAGAAAUAUAAAGAAGAAAAUUGUAUAGAUAACACAGAAUCAAAUGUUGAGGCUUUGUUGAGGUUGACAGAACUUGGGAAAGUCAAUAACAUUGUUGCUGAAAAGAUUUUAUACAAACAGCCAUGUCAGCUCUCCAGAGACUUAAAAGUUGAAAUCAUUCAAGAGACAAAGAGUACAGUUUUUACAGAUGAAGAUUUUAAAAAAUUUAGCAAAGAAUAUAAAAAGAAAUAAAAUGUUAUUUAUUUUAAA
Biomphalaria glabrata is the source of this 596-nucleotide messenger RNA. RefSeq names its product active regulator of SIRT1-like. The coding region runs from base 147 to 578 and encodes 143 amino acids. Lineage: Eukaryota; Metazoa; Mollusca; Gastropoda; Planorbidae. The transcript is spliced from 4 exons. The record is from RefSeq and is a predicted model, not a curated record. Gene Ontology annotation, cellular component: nucleolus. Gene Ontology annotation, molecular function: enzyme binding.